Messenger RNA from Aureobasidium vineae, 759 nucleotides. The record is from the annotation of a GenBank genome assembly. Lineage: Eukaryota; Fungi; Ascomycota; Dothideomycetes; Dothideales; Saccotheciaceae.
AUGGGUCUAGUCAUUGCCAACUGCCUCGACUACGGUAUGAUAUUUUACUCUUCUAGCAUUCAGUGGCGCUUUCCUUGCGCUUUCCAGAUCGCACCCUGCAUCUGCGUUGCCUGUCUUGUACCUUUCCUGCCUGAGUCGCCUCGAUACUUGGCAAAGACAGGGCGAUUGGACCUUACAAUCAACAACCUUGCUGCCCUUCGUGGUGUGCAUCGAGACGAUCCCGAGUUGCAGCAAGAGAUGAAAGACAUCGAGUACAUUGUCGAGGUCGAGCAACGAGAAGAAGGAACAUGGAGCGAUGUGUUCAAAGAUGGAGGGGUCAGUGGUUCCACCCGUGUUCUCAUCGCUUGUGUCGCCAAUGCACUUCAGCAACUCACUGUCUGCGCACUUUCGGACGAAAGAUCUUCUAUUUGCGCAGUCACCCUAGUUUUCGAUAACUCUAGUACUCUUGAGAAUGCAGUUCUUGCAAUCGUCGAUGUUGGCCGCAGUACCAGCAGCGGAACCAACGCAAGCAAGAUCCGCGGCAGGAUUGGCGCCGACUUCGACUACGGCAGCACCGCACGAGGCAGUUGUGCCGAUGAGGUGAAAGGCACAUCUAGUUCUCCUACUGGAACUACUCUUCCGGUGCAACCGAACCCUGUCAAUACACAACAAGGGUAUACAGUUCCUCAAGCACCAGCAUAUCAGCGACAGCCACCAAAAACAAGCUCCAGAAGGAAAGUAGCAAAGAACUUGGGAUUCUUGAGUAUGCUUGCCAGCUAG